Trichoderma reesei QM6a is the source of this 579-nucleotide messenger RNA. RefSeq lists its product as uncharacterized. The coding region runs from base 1 to 579 and encodes 192 amino acids. The record is from RefSeq and is a predicted model, not a curated record. Lineage: Eukaryota; Fungi; Ascomycota; Sordariomycetes; Hypocreales; Hypocreaceae. The transcript is spliced from 2 exons.
AUGUUUCGCUCAAGGAUACGCAGCCGCUUGCUGGAGCGGUACGAAGGGCAACUUUUCCGGCAGAUGGCCGAUAACCUCCCAGUGACGACGACGAGGAGGACAGGAUACGCGACAAAGAGUCCCUUGAACAACAAGGCUUCUUCUUCUUCUUCUCCUUCUUCUUCACCACGAAUCACCGCAACGACCUCUGCAGCAACAGCAGCAGCAGCAGCAGCAGCAUCACCGCCCUCCAGAAACGGAGGACAAGGACAAGGAAAAGAAGGAGCAGCAGCAGCAGCAGAAGCCGCCGCCGCUCUGCGCACGGCCGAGAUGCGCGAAUCUGCCCUCCGCGCGGCCCGUCUGCGGCGUCUGGCGCAGCACCAGGACAGGCUUGCCGAGGAGGAGAAGAAGAGGGAGGAGAAGAGGGAGUAUAAGAGGCGGUAUGACGGGGCGGCGAGGAGGUGGGUGUCGACGAUUAUUGCGCUGCCGAUAUUGUUGGUUACGAGUUAUUAUCUGUUUGAUCGCUUGGUGUUGGGCAAGAAAGCAAAGAGUUUGGAAAAGUAUCGGGGGAAAAAGGCGGACUCGGAUGGGUCGAGGUGA